GAGGAAGAACAACACCAUCAACAACAACACCACAGGGCCUUUAACCUCGAAAUAUCCACGUGAAAAACACAUCAGACCUACAACAGUGUUGUGUGUCAGGCUCCAACAUGGGUAAAGCAAGCAAAAUAAAAGUGUCCAAGCAGAAAAGCAAGGCACAACCCCUAGAACAGCAAUUAGAAGAACACCGUUUUGCUAAACCAUCAACCAGAGUGAAAAAUAGGGUUCGCCAAGACGAAGAUGAGGAGUAUGUUACUUCAGAGCUCUCCGGUCGCAUCCUCCAACAAGCCCGACGACAACAGCAAGAACUGGAGGAUAAUGUUGAUGAUGUUACGCCUGCGCCCAAGAAAGUACCUCAGUUAUCAGCAGGCCGUUCUUCAUCCGGUGGUAAGAAUGCUGGGUCCGACGAUGAGGAAGCCAGCUCAGAAGAUGAAAUGGAUGGUGACUAUUACGAUGAUGUGAAUGUUGAAGAGGCAGAUGAAAUUGCUCUUGAGAAGUUUAUGAAUUUUGGUGGCAAGGCAACCCGAACAUUAGCUGAUAUUAUUCAAGAAAAAAUUACUGAAAAGCAUACCGAGCUUCAAACACAGUUUUCUGAUGCAGGGAGUGUUCAAAUGCAAGAACUUGAUUCACGAGUGAAAGAAAUGUAUGAAGGUGUGAGAGAUGUAUUAGCAAAGUACCGAAGUGGAAAACUUCCUAAAGCGUUUAAGAUUGUUCCCAAAUUGCGGAACUGGGAACAAAUCCUCUUCAUCACUGAUCCUCCCAAAUGGAGUGCAGCUGCUAUGUAUCAAGCUACCCGUAUUUUUGCAUCAAACCUGAAAGAUAAUAUGGCACAGAGGUUUUACAACCUUGUUCUUUUGCCCCGUGUUCGUGAUGAUAUUGCAGAGUACAAGAGAUUAAAUUUCCAUUUAUAUCAAGCCUUGCGUAAAGCUCUUUUCAAGCCAGGAGCUUUCAUGAAAGGUGUCCUUCUACCCUUAUGUGAGAGUGGUACAUGUACACUCCGAGAAGCCAUCAUUGUGGGUUCCGUAGUCAGCCGUAAUUCUAUACCCAUGCUACACUCUGCUGCUGCUAUGUUAAAAUUAGCAGAAAUGGACUACAAUGGAGCUAAUUCCAUCUUCCUUAGAGUUCUUUUUGAUAAGAAGUAUGCUUUACCCUACAGGGUUGUGGAUGCUGUUGUUUUCCAUUUUCUGAGAUUUCAACGUGAUGAAAGAGAACUCCCUGUACUAUGGCACCAAGCUUUACUUACUUUUGUUCAGCGAUACAAGAGUGAUAUCAGCAGCGAACAAAAAAGUUCCUUAAUGGAAUUGUUAAGACAUCAAACUCACCCUACUAUUACUUCUGAAGUUAGACGUGAGCUGCUAAGUGCCAAAUGUAGGGAUGUUGAAUGUGCUGAGCCAAUGGAGUAACAAUAUUCGUUGUCAGACAAUGUAUAUAGAGAUAUAUUUAUAAGCUAGGAAUAAGAUUUAUAUUUUCCUAAGUAAUAAUUUCAUCAGUUACUGUACAUUAUUGUUGAAUACAGGUUACUUCAUUCAUACAAA
Molecule: messenger RNA, 1532 nt
Organism: Frankliniella occidentalis (western flower thrips)
Lineage: Eukaryota; Metazoa; Arthropoda; Insecta; Thysanoptera; Thripidae
Gene: bys
Product: bystin
Exons: 7
Coding region: 108-1400 (430 amino acids)
Biological process (GO): rRNA processing
Cellular component (GO): cytoplasm; nucleolus; preribosome, small subunit precursor
Molecular function (GO): snoRNA binding
Source: RefSeq, a predicted model, not a curated record